CAACUGGGGGAAAUGCGAGAUUGUGGAGAGUACCAUGUUACGCUUUUAAAGAAUCUCCAACCUCUUCGAGUCGGAAGACAGAUUUUGGAAGCAUAUUAAUUUUUUUUCUUUGUGGGAUUAACCAGCCGCAGAAGGCGCACAUUCCUCGGAGGUUCGCUGCUGAAGAAUAAAGUAGUUUAAUCGAGCCCGACCGCACUAAAAUUUUCUCCCAACUGCUCCCCCAGCCUGGCUGGGUGCGUUCUGGAGAGAGAGAGGACGAGAGAGAGGAUGCUUGUCGAAAACUGCGUCCACCAGGCUUACAUUAGGAGGGGAUUAAACGCAUGAAUUAUAGCCUUCUCAGUAUUUUCUUCGGGAGCAGAAGUCGGACGGACGCUUCGGACGGACGCACGGGAUUUUCACGACCUCCCCCACCUCCCCCCCUCACCCCCCCCCUAGCCCUGUCUGCUGAGACUGGUGUGGCUGUGAGCAAAUUUUCAACCAUUUUGCCAAAGGACCUGUACACUGGAGGGAUAAACAAAGGAUACGUUUCAAGAUGUAUCCACAAGGCCGACAUCCGGCUCCACAUCAGCCUGGCCAGCCUGGCUUCAAAUUCACCGUAGCAGAGUCUUGUGACAGGAUUAAAGAUGAAUUUCAGUUCCUGCAAGCCCAGUAUCACAGUCUUAAGGUGGAGUAUGACAAACUGGCCAAUGAGAAGACAGAGAUGCAGCGCCACUAUGUCAUGUAUUACGAGAUGUCCUACGGGCUGAACAUAGAAAUGCACAAGCAGACGGAGAUUGCCAAACGGCUCAACGCAAUUUUAGCUCAAAUUAUGCCUUUCCUGUCACAAGAGCACCAACAGCAGGUUGCUCAGGCAGUGGAGAGGGCUAAGCAGGUGACUAUGACUGAGCUGAAUGCCAUCAUCGGGGUACGUGGACUUCCCAAUCUGCCUCUCACCCAGCAGCAGCUCCAGGCACAACACCUCUCCCAUGCUGCCCAUGGGCCUCCAGUCCAGCUGCCACCUCACCCCUCAGGCCUGCAGCCCCCUGGCAUCCCCCCUGUGACAGGCUCUGGAUCAGGGCUGCUGGCAUUAGGAGCUCUGGGGAGCCAAGCCCACCUCCCAGUAAAGGAUGAAAAGAACCACCAUGAUCUUGAACACCGAGAGAGCACGAAUAACUCAAUAUCCCCAUCAGAAAGCUUACGCACAGCCAGUGAGAAGCAUCGCAGCUCCUCUGACUACAGUUUGGAUUCUAAGAAACGCAAAGUGGAGGAGAAGGACAGCAUGAGUAGAUAUGACAGUGACGGAGAGAAGAGUGAUGACUUGGUGGUGGAUGUGUCCAAUGAGGAUCCUGCCACUCCACGGGCAAGCCCAGCCCACUCACCACCUGAAAAUGGUAUUGACAAGCCCCGGCCCCCAAAGAAAGACACACCCAACAGCCCUGCAUCAGUGGCAUCCUCUGGAAGCACCCCAUCCUCCAAGGCCAAGGAGCUCAGUCAUAAUGACAAAUCCUCCACGCCUGGUCUCAAAUCCAACACCCCUACCCCCCGAAACGAUGCCCCCACCCCUGGCACCAGCUCCACUCCUGGGCUCAGACCCAUCCUGGGCAAGCCACCAGGCAUGGAAGCUCUCGCAGCGCCAGCUUUGCGCACACCUCUAUCCAUUGCAGGUUCCUAUCCUACCCCCUUUGCUAUGAUGGGUCAUCAUGAAAUGAACGGAGGCCUGACUAGUCCCGGGGUGUAUGCUGGUCUUCACAUCUCCCCUCAGAUGAGUGCUGCAGCAGCUGCAGCCUAUGGACGCACUUCCAUGGGAUUUGACCCUCACACCCACAUGAGAGCCCCGGGCCUCCCAGCGAGCCUCACAUCAAUUUCUGGCGGCAAACCAGCUUACUCCUUCCAUGUCAGUGCAGACGGACAAAUGCAGCCCGUGCCCUUCCCACCCGACGCCCUGAUUGGCCCCGGUAUUCCCCGCCACGCCCGUCAGAUCAACACACUCAGCCACGGCGAGGUGGUCUGUGCUGUUACCAUUAGCAACCCCACGCGUCAUGUUUACACUGGUGGCAAAGGCUGUGUAAAAAUCUGGGAUAUGAGCCAACCUGGCAGCAAGAGCCCCGUGUCCCAACUGGACUGUUUGAACAGGGAUAACUACAUCCGCUCCUGUAAGCUACUGCCUGACGGUCGCACAUUGAUUGUCGGAGGCGAGGCCAGCACACUGACCAUCUGGGAUCUGGCCUCUCAGACACCACGCAUCAAAGCUGAGCUCACCUCCUCAGCCCCGGCGUGCUAUGCCUUGGCCAUCAGCCCCGAUGCCAAAGUCUGUUUCUCCUGCUGCAGCGAUGGAAACAUUGCCGUUUGGGACUUGCAUAACCAGACUCUCGUUAGGCAGUUCCAGGGUCAUACGGAUGGUGCUAGCUGUAUUGACAUAUCCCACGAUGGCACUAAGCUGUGGACGGGUGGUCUCGAUAACACUGUUCGCUCCUGGGAUUUGAGAGAGGGUCGACAGCUGCAGCAGCAUGACUUCACUUCACAGAUCUUUUCUUUGGGCUACUGUCCGACUGGCGAGUGGCUUGCUGUGGGAAUGGAGAGCAGCAAUGUGGAGGUGCUCCACCAUUCAAAGCCUGACAAGUAUCAGCUCCACCUGCACGAAAGCUGUGUCCUCUCCCUCAAGUUUGCCUACUGUGGUAAAUGGUUUGUAAGCACUGGGAAGGACAAUCUGUUGAAUGCUUGGAGGACUCCUUAUGGUGCCAGCAUAUUCCAGUCCAAGGAGUCCUCAUCUGUCCUUAGCUGUGACAUUUCAGCAGACGACAAGUACAUUGUGACAGGCUCUGGUGACAAGAAGGCCACUGUGUAUGAAGUGAUCUAUUAGAACAGACUGCUUUGGAUCAGAGCAUGCUCGUGCUCAGGAACAGUAGACACUUCCUCCAUCCUCCUUCCCUCACACAGACAGCAUGGAUGUUGCCUGCAGCCCUGAGGUGGAUGGGCAGGAAGUUUGACAGCACCAGUCUGAAGUGGACGGUGGUGCUGUUGUGGCACUGGAUGCUGUGUCCUCCGGCUCUGCCCUUCCUCACUCAUACAACUAACACUUGUACAGCGAGUGCAGUCUCCCAAGGCACCGAGAAGAAAAUAAUGUCUUGCUGUUUUUCUGUUUGUUGGAUAUUUCUUUUUUUAUUCGUCCUUUUUAAUGUGGAGAUAAAGUUCCGUGACACAAGUAGAAGCGGCGCUUCGCUCUGGAGCUUCUCCUUGGAGGUCCUGUGAAAAGUGUACAUAAUGGAGUAAUAAAAGGCCUUUUAUAGAUUUAUAUUUUGGUGUCCAGUUACGCUUGUGAUGGUUCUUUCUUGUUCUCUCCGUGAUUUUCUGUCCCCUCCGGGGAUGGAAAUUAGAUUAGGACUUUGUAAGAGGAUAUUCUAUUUCAGUUUUUUCCCUCCUUGGCUUUUUUUUUUUUUUUUUUUUUUUU
This is a messenger RNA of Archocentrus centrarchus (flier cichlid), 3427 nucleotides long. It is a transcript of the gene tle3a, whose product is annotated as TLE family member 3, transcriptional corepressor a. The transcript has 21 exons. Gene Ontology annotation, molecular function: protein binding; transcription corepressor activity. Bases 533 to 2839 code for a protein of 768 amino acids. The record is from RefSeq and is a predicted model, not a curated record. Gene Ontology annotation, biological process: regulation of DNA-templated transcription; negative regulation of canonical Wnt signaling pathway. Lineage: Eukaryota; Metazoa; Chordata; Actinopteri; Cichliformes; Cichlidae. Gene Ontology annotation, cellular component: transcription regulator complex; nucleus.